Molecule: messenger RNA, 1554 nt
Organism: Suricata suricatta (meerkat)
Lineage: Eukaryota; Metazoa; Chordata; Mammalia; Carnivora; Herpestidae
Gene: FOXN4
Product: forkhead box N4
Exons: 9
Coding region: 1-1554 (517 amino acids)
Biological process (GO): regulation of transcription by RNA polymerase II
Molecular function (GO): transcription cis-regulatory region binding; DNA-binding transcription factor activity, RNA polymerase II-specific
Source: RefSeq, a predicted model, not a curated record
AUGAUAGAAAGUGACAUCUCAUCCGUGAUGUCAGGAAUUAUUCGAAACUCAGGACAAAACCAUCACCCCCCUCCGCAGGAGUACAGGCUCCUGGCCACCGCCUCGGGCGAUGACGACCUUCCGGGGGACCUGCAGUCCUUGUCGUGGCUCACCGCUGUGGACGUGCCGCGGCUGCAGCAGAUGGCGAGUGGCCGCGUGGACCUGGGCGGCCCCAGUGCACCACACCCACAUCCAGGUGCCUUGGCCAGGGCAGCCGACCUGCAUGUGGGAGCCACCCCAGGUCCACUGCUCCACGGCCCGGCUGGCAUGGCCCCCCCAGGCAUGUUAGGCCUGGGCCCCGUAGCCAAUCAUGGAGCCAGCAUGAACCAGAUCACCAUGGCGGGCCGGCCCUCCUCCAGCCUGCAGGACCCACCACAGCUGUACCCCACUGCCUCCCAAGCGCAGUUACCGCUGCCCCCAGGCACCCAGCAGGGGGCCCCUGUGGGCCUGUACGGCUCCCCGUUCGGAGCACGGCCUCCCUACCCCCAGCCCCGCAUGGCUGUGCAUUCAUCUCGGGAACUGCACCCCAAACACUACCCCAAGCCCAUCUACUCAUACAGCUGUCUCAUCGCCAUGGCCCUGAAGAACAGCAAGACAGGCAGCCUGCCCGUGAGUGAGAUCUACAGCUUCAUGAAGGAGCACUUCCCCUACUUCAAGACGGCUCCGGACGGCUGGAAGAACUCGGUGAGGCACAACCUGUCCCUGAACAAGUGCUUUGAGAAGGUGGAGAACAAGCUGGGCGGCUCCUCAAGGAAGGGCUGCCUGUGGGCGCUGAACCUGGCCCGCAUCGACAAGAUGGAGGAGGAGAUGCACAAGUGGAAGCGGAAGGACCUUGCUGCCAUCCACCGGAGCAUGGCCCACCCCGAGGAGCUGGACAAGCUGAUCUCGGACCGGCCAGAGAGCUGCAGACGCCCCGGCCAACUGGGAGACCCCGAGGGCCCCGUGCUGACUCAUGCCACCACGGUGGCCAUGGCCCGCGGAUGCCUGGCUGUCUCCCAGCUUCCGCCCCAGCCGCUGAUGACCCUGUCCCUGCAGUCAGGCCCCCUGCACCACCAGGUCCAGCCCCAGGCACACCUCGGCCCAGACUCUCCCGCCCCGGCCCAGACCCCACCACUGCACACGCUGCCAGAACUGAGCCCCAGCCCCCUCCCCCACCCCGCUAUGGGAAGGGCGCCCGUGGACUUCAUCAACAUCAGCGCCGACAUGAACACUGAGGUAGAUGCCUUGGACCCCAGCAUCAUGGACUUUGCUCUGCAGGGGAACCUCUGGGAGGAGAUGAAGGAUGGGGGCUUCAGCCUGGACACGCUGGGGGCCUUCGGAGACGCCCCCCUCGGCUGUGAGCUGGGGGUCUCGGGCCUGACCCCUGGCUCCGGCGGCAGCGACGAGCCCUUCCCAGACUUGCAGGUGACGGGCCUGUAUGCUGCAUACUCGACCCCAGACAGUGUGGCCGCGUCCGCUGCCACCUCCUCCCAGUACUUGGGCACCCCAGGGAACAAGCCCAUAGCCCUGCUUUGA